Messenger RNA from Cebus imitator (Panamanian white-faced capuchin), 3525 nucleotides. RefSeq names its product MRE11 homolog, double strand break repair nuclease (gene MRE11). The transcript is spliced from 20 exons. Gene Ontology annotation, biological process: double-strand break repair via homologous recombination; double-strand break repair via nonhomologous end joining; mitochondrial double-strand break repair via homologous recombination. Bases 241 to 2370 code for a protein of 709 amino acids. Gene Ontology annotation, molecular function: manganese ion binding; 3'-5'-DNA exonuclease activity; DNA endonuclease activity. Lineage: Eukaryota; Metazoa; Chordata; Mammalia; Primates; Cebidae. Gene Ontology annotation, cellular component: Mre11 complex; nucleus. The record is from RefSeq and is a predicted model, not a curated record.
UUCGAGGCGCCCCGCGGUAGGGGCGUGUUGAGGCUUGGAAUCCUGGCGGAAUUUGGAGCUCCAGACCUGGUGGGGGUUGUCUCACGGUGGCAGCCGCUCCUCCCCAAAUUUAGCUUUUUUCAGUCAUCCUACUGGUGCCUAAAGGAUUUGGAAUCGAGUGCAUUUUCUUACAUUUGAGUACCGGACCCAGGGGUUUUUGGAGAAGAACCUGGUCCCAGAGGCGCUUGACUGACCAUAAAAAUGAGCCAUGCAGACGCACUUGAUGAUGAAAACACGUUUAAAAUCUUAGUUGCAACAGAUAUUCAUCUUGGAUUUAUGGAGAAAGACGCAGUCAGAGGAAAUGAUACCUUUGUAACACUCAAUGAAAUUUUAAGACUUGCUCAGGAAAAUGAAGUGGAUUUCAUUUUGUUAGGCGGGGAUCUUUUUCAUGAAAAUAAGCCCUCAAGGAAAACAUUACAUACCUGCCUCGAGUUAUUAAGAAAAUAUUGCAUGGGUGAUCGGCCUGUCCAGUUUGAAAUUCUCAGUGAUCAAUCAGUCAACUUUGGUUUUAGUAAGUUUCCAUGGGUGAACUAUCAAGAUGGCAAUCUCAACAUUUCAAUUCCAGUGUUUAGUAUUCAUGGCAAUCAUGACGAUCCCACGGGGGCAGAUGCACUGUGUGCCCUGGACAUUUUAAGUUGUGCUGGAUUUGUAAAUCACUUUGGACGUUCAAUGUCUGUGGAGAAGAUAGACAUUAGUCCGGUUUUGCUUCAAAAAGGAAGCACAAAGAUUGCGCUAUAUGGUUUAGGAUCCAUUCCAGAUGAAAGGCUCUAUCGAAUGUUUGUCAAUAAAAAAGUAACAAUGUUGAGACCAAAAGAAGAUGAGAACUCUUGGUUUAACUUAUUUGUGAUUCAUCAGAACAGAAGUAAACAUGGAAGUACUAACUUCAUUCCAGAACAAUUUUUGGAUGACUUCAUUGAUCUUGUUAUCUGGGGACAUGAACAUGAAUGUAAAAUAGCUCCAACCAAAAAUGAACAACAGCUGUUUUAUAUCUCACAACCUGGAAGCUCAGUGGUUACUUCUCUUUCCCCAGGAGAAGCUGUAAAAAAACAUGUUGGUUUGCUGCGUGUUAAAGGGAGGAAGAUGAAUAUGCAGAAAAUUCCUCUUCACACAGUACGGCAGUUUUUCAUGGAGGAUAUUGUUCUAGCUAAUCAUCCAGACAUUUUUAACCCAGAUAAUCCUAAAGUAACCCAAGCCAUACAAAGCUUCUGUUUGGAGAAGAUUGAAGAAAUGCUUGAAAAUGCUGAACGGGAACGUCUGGGGAAUUCUCACCAGCCAGAGAAGCCUCUUGUACGACUACGAGUGGACUAUAGUGGAGGUUUUGAACCUUUCAACGUUCUUCGCUUUAGCCAGAAAUUUGUGGAUCGGGUAGCUAAUCCAAAAGACGUUAUCCAUUUCUUCAGGCAUAGAGAACAAAAGGAAAAAACAGGAGAAGAGAUCAACUUUGGGAAACUUAUCACAAAACCUUCUUCAGAAGGAACAACUUUAAGGGUAGAAGACCUUGUAAAACAGUAUUUUCAAACCGCAGAGAAGAAUGUGCAGCUCUCACUACUAACAGAAAGAGGGAUGGGUGAAGCAGUACAAGAAUUUGUGGACAAGGAGGAGAAAGAUGCCAUUGAGGAAUUAGUGAAAUACCAGUUGGAAAAAACACAGCGAUUUCUUAAAGAACGUCAUAUUGAUGUCCUAGAAGACAAAAUCGAUGAGGAGGUACGUCGUUUCAGAGAAAGCAGACAAAAAAAUACUAAUGAAGAAGAUGAUGAAGUCCGUGAGGCUAUCAACAGGGCCAGAGCGCUUAGAUCUCAGUCAGAAGAGUCUGCUUCUGCCUUUAGUGCUGAUGACCUUAUGAGUAUAGGUUUAGCAGAACAGAUGGCUGAUGACUCUGAUGAUAGCAUCUCAGGAGCAGCCAGCAAAGGAAGAGGCCGAGGAAGAGGUCGAAGAGGAGGAAGAGGGCAGAAUUCAGCAUCUAGAGGAGUGUCUCAAAGAGGAAGAGCAGGCACUGGUCUGGAGACUUCUACUCGUAGCAGAAACUCAAAGACCACUGUGUCAACAUCUAGAAAUAUGUCCAUUAUAGAUGCCUUUAAAUCUGCAAGACAGCAGCCUUCCCAAAAUGUCACUACUAAGAAUUAUUCAGAGGUGAUUGAGGUAGAUGAAUCAGAUGAGGAAGAAGACUUUUUUCCUACCACUUCAAAGGCAGAUCAAAGGUGUUCCAGCGCAUCAUCCAGCAAAAACAUGUCCCAGAGCCAAGUGUUGAAAGGGGUUAAUUUUGAAUCAAGUGAGGAUGACGAUGAUGAUCCUUUCACGAACACUAGUUCUUUAAGAAGAAAAAGAAGAUAAUAUAUUUAAUGGCACUGAAAACCAUGUGAGAUACAGGAAAAAUCAAAGCAUUGCAAGCUAAGAGUUUACAGUUUAAGAUUUUAAAUAUUGUUUCCUGAGCAUGACUCCAUAAGUGAGAAAUUUCUAUCUCAAGGACAUAUACAAUAGCAUUGAUUCACCCUUUUUUUUAACCUGGUUGUUAUAGUAAGAGCUUUGUUUCAAUACCAUUCUUGAGUAAAGAUUACAAUAAAUCUACCAUUUACAUUUCUGCUUCAUGAUCAGAAACUAUAUCAGUAUUUUAAUAUGGUUACAUUUAGCCAAAGUUGAGGGAAAGAGCUUAUAAAAUUUAACUAACUUCUUGAUAAUUUUAGUAAUUUCUUAGAGGCUCUGAAUUUCCUGAAAGUAAAGCAAUCUAUGUGAACCUGUGCCUAAAUUCACUGUUACUAUGUAUAUGUUUCUUUCGAAUGCUUCUUAUAAGUCUAAAUGAUUAGAAGUACCUAAUAGUUUGAAUAGAUAUGUUUUUAUUAAAAAGAGUAAAAUAACCUAUCAGAAUUACUUAGUUUUUUAUUCGAUUUAUAGCAAAGAUUUCAAAAGAUUAUGUUCUCAUUGAGUGGUAGUAAUUUCCUUUAUUAUUCUGUAUCCUUAAUGGUGUUCUCUCUCUCCUUCUCUGCCCACUUCCCCCUCUCUCCUUUUCUCCCUUUCUUUUUCUUGUUUCAUACAUAUGUGUGUGCCUAUUUCUAGGAGAAAAAGAGUCAAAAGUUGUUUUAAAAUACAUCUUCUUGAAAAGAUUAAAGAAUUUUUUUAGGUAGAGUGGUCAGUUGAAUCUUACAGUAAAGUAUUGAGAUAUAUCUAAUGUAGAAUAUCAAUGCCAGGAUUACUCAUUAACAAUAUUUUAUCUUAACUUUGGUUCCCAUGAAACAUUUCUGAAUGGGCAGUUCUGGAAAUAUUAGUAACUCAUGUUAGGUUUUUCUUUUUUUACUUGUUUUCAGUGAGAAAUAAGAAUUAGACAUCUUCAGAUUUAAGUUAAAUAAUCCCAUUCUUUUCUUUAAUACUUUGUAAAAAGAUCCCUGAGUUAUUCCUUCUUUUAGUCUUACGUGACAGCUUCACUUAAAAACUCUUCAAGGAAGUUAUACAUCUUGGGAGUACAACAGCCUGACAUUUAUUCAUAGGUAGAAA